AUGUCGAAACUUCUGAUCGCAGUGAAAGCAGGAAAUUUUCAUAAUGUGAAAAGGUUAGUUGAACAUGGUGCUGAAGUAAAUUGUGAAAAGCGUAACGUUGGUAGUCCUCUUCACUCUGCAGUAUCAUCUGGUUCCCUGGAAAUUGUCAAAUAUUUAGUUGAACAUGGUGCUGAUGUAAAUUUUGAAUUCGUUAAUAUUGGUAGUCCUCUUCACUCUGCAGUAUCAUCUGGUUCACUGGAAAUUGUCAAAUAUUUAGUUGAACAUGGUGCUGAUGUAAAUUGUGAUAGUCGUUACGUUGGUUUUCCUCUUCACUCUGCAGUAUCAUCUGGUUCCCUGGAAAUUGUCAAAUUUUUAGUUGAACAUGGUGCUGAUGUAAAUUUUGAAUUAUUUAAUACUGGUAGUCCUCUUCAGUCUGCAGUAUCAUCUGGUUCACUGGAAAUUGUCAAAUAUUUAGUUGAACAUGGUGCUGAUGUAAAUUGUGAAAAGCGUUACGUUGGUAGUCCUCUUCACUCUGCAGUGUCAUCUGGUUCCCUGGAAAUUGUCAAAUAUUUAGUUGAACAUGGUGCUGAUGUAAAUUUUGAAUUCUUUAUUCUUCACUCUGCAAUUUCAUCUGGUUCACUGGAAAUUGUCAAAUAUUUAGUUGAACAUGGUGCUGAUGUAAAUUGUAAAAAUUAUUCGGUUGGUAGUCCUCUUCACUCUGCAGCAUCAUCUGGUUCACUGGAAAUUGUAAAAUAUUUAGUUGAACAUGGUGCUGAAGUAAAUUGUGAAAAGCGUAACGUUGAUAGUCCUCUUCACUCUGCAGUAUCAUCUGGUUCACUGAAAAUUGUCAAAUAUUUAGUUGAACAUGGUGCUAACGUAAAUUUUAAAAAUGAUUUGGUUAGUAAUCCUAUUCACACUGCAGUGUCAUCUGAUUCACUGGAAAUUGUCAAAUAUUUAGUUGAACAUGGUGCUGAAGUAAAUAGUGAAAAGAGUAACGUUGGUAGUCCCCUUCACUCUGCUGUAUCAUCUGGUUCACUGGAAAUUGUCAGAUAUUUAGUUCAACAUGGCGCUGAUGUAAAUUUAAAUUCUUUAACAUUGGUAAUCCUCUUCACUCUGCAGUAUCAUCUGGUUCACUGGAAAUUGUCAAAUAUUUAGUUGAACAUGGUGCUGAUGUAAAUUGUAAAACUUGUUGGGUUGGUAGUCCUCUUCACUCUGCAGUAUCAUCUGGUUCACUGGAAAUUGUCAAAUAUUUAGUUGAACAUGGUUCUGAAGUAAAUUUUGAAAAGGGGUUAGUUGGUUGUCCUCUUCACUCUGCAGUAUCAUCUGGUUCACUGAAAAUUGUCAAAUAUUUAGUUGAACAUGGUGCUGAUGUAAAUUGUUACAUUUGUUCGGUUGGUAGUCCUCUUCACUCUGCAGUAUCAUCUGGUUCACUGGAAAUUAUUAAAUAUUUAGUUGAACAUGGUGCUGAAGUAAAUUUUGAACAGCGUAAUGUUGGUAGUCCUCUUCACUCUGCAGCAACGUCGGAUUCACUGGAAAUUGUCAAAUAUUUAGUUGAACAUGGUGCUGAUGUAAACUGUAUAAACCGGUUCAAUAAACCUGUGAUUCACAAUGCUGCUAAGUUUGGUUCAUUGGAAAUGUUUAAAUACUUAGUUGAAUAUGGUGCUGAACUAACAAAUGAAGAAAAUCUUGACAUGCCUACAACUCUAUUUGAGGCUUGUGAAGGUGGAAAUGCGUCAGUUGUUGACUACCUUCUCCAACAUGGAGCGAUGAAAGGCGUAAAUAACUGCAAAUUGAAUUUUCCCUUGCGUAUAGCGUGUGGGAAAGGACAUACUGCCGUAGUUCAAACAUUACUGAAAUAUAACGUUGAUAUACGAAAAGAGAAGGAGCCAUUAAUAUGUGGCAAUAUUGAGAUCAUAAAUAUUUUGAAUUUGGAAUUAAAGAAGUCUGUUAAACAUCGCGAAAAAAUUAAGAUUUUGAAAGGAAUGGACAACGUGAAAUUGACAAAGGUAAUAUUAUACUUUUAUUGCAUGCAAAGCAAAAAGAAACGGGAUCUAAAAAUCGUCUAUUUAUUGGUUAUUAUUUUUUCUUAAAAAUUAAAGAGUCAGAUAAUGUGGAGUUUGUCUGCUCGGUAACCAGCUUUGCCCGGCCGUUUAAUCGGGUUCCCAAUUUAUUUUCUUAUUGUGUUUUGUUUCAAGAUUUCAAUCACAUUGAAACCGGGGUGUUAGUUCAAAAUUGCCUAUUUUCGCCAUAUAAUUGAUUUUGGCCCAAACUUUGACGGGCAAAAUGGCGGAUUAUGCAUUACAUACUGGAUCAUUAGGAGUGAAGCAUUUUAUUUUUAUUUGACUGGGCGUAGUCAUAGCUAUGUCAUUUGCCAAAAUUACUGUGAUUAUCGACUCAAUCUGUAGCUUUAAAUAUGGGAGAUUCACAUCGUGUUGCUACCUGUAAGCUGUCCUAGUUCUUAGGUCAACUUCAUGGUCUAUUGGCGUAUAAUAAAAUAUGGCAUUAGGCCUACUUGAAAAUUUUGCCAAAACGUAGUCCUAAAUCUGCUUACAUCUUCAGUCCAACUCGUCAUUAAAUUUGGCGCAAUCGCUUGGUAAAAUGCACAUUCUAUGCGUAUUUUCAGUGGGUGGAAUGUUGAUAUUUUAACCGAGAAAUUCCUGCUUAUGAUCCAAAAGAACUGCAAGAAGAGUGAUGUUUUAAAAUUGUCGUCCAUGUUUGUUUUCGGCAAGAAGCUUUAUUCCUAGGGUUUUUUCAAUUUAUAUAUUCACAAAAAUUGAAUAAAAGCAACGAAAUCCUAUUUCUUUAAUUAAAGCAUGCUUAGGUAUCAAUAAGUUUUCAUUCGUAAAGCCGAUGAAUUAUAUUGCAGGUGCAUGUCUUGAACGUUUGGCCUGGCGAUUCAAUAAUAUUAAUUGUUUAUCUAAAAUUUAUCACCAAUAGAACAAAGGAUGCAUAUUUGCCUUACUUCAUCAUAUGAUUGGCAUCUAAUAAUUUACACCAAACAAAUGCUUUUCGUCUUUAAUAAUGUGCAGACGUUUUUCGCAGUGUUUGUCGCCAUGGACAUCUGUGGCUUUAAUUCAGAAUAUUUCAUGUUAAAAACUGUUAAGGAAAAUAAAUGCGAGGUUUGAUGCAUGCAGGUAUUUCUAGCAUCAUAGUAUGUAUUAGGGAAUAUUACUUCUUUCCAGGAACAGCUGAGUAAGUUUCUUGACCUGGUUAAAUAAUUCUGUAUCUUUUCAUGCUUUACGGAGAUAAUUUUGAAUUCAAAACUUAUCGAUGUAGAACUAUUUUAUUCGUCAGUCAUAGUGAUAAAAAAUGCUUUUUUCUACCAUAGGUUGGACAGCCGGUGAAGUAUUUUUCACCUCAGAAGUCUUUGAUACUUGGGAAAGGUUCAAUGGGAAUUGUUUAUGUUGGUAUCAUGGAAGAUGGUGCUGAAGUAGCUGUGAAGAGGAUCUUGAAACACGAGUUUGAAGACACAGCUAAAAAUGAGAUAGAAAUUCUAAGUCGAAUUGAUGCAAUCAAGUCACCAUUUAUAGUAAGCUAUCAAAAAUGUUUAGAAGACGCCACUUUUGUGUAUAUAGUUUUAGAUCUCUGCGAAGAAACAUUGAAGGAACACGUUUGUUCUCAAAGUUUGGAAUAUCUGCAAGAUCAUGGUCCAAGAAUGAUUAAAGAAACCUUAAGCGGAAUUGAAUUUCUUCACGGUGAAAACAUUUUGCACAGAGAUCUCAAACCAUCAAAUGUCUUGGUUGAUCACGAAGGUCACAUGAGAUUGGCAGACUUUGGAAUAAGUCGUGUUUUGAAUGAAGAAGAAACCACAGUUCGUACAGGUGCGAAGGGAACCCGAGACUGGAUGCCCACCGAAGUAAUUGAAGUAGUAGAUAAAGAAGAGAAAGGACGUUUUAAAAAGAAAUCUGAUGUUCAAGUCGCAGGUAUGAUCGCUUUCUUCAUAUCGACCAAAGGUGAACAUCCUUUUGGUUCUGUGCUUGAACGAAUGAUAAACAUUUCGAAAGGAAAUCCUGUUAACUUGGACAAGCUUCACGAUCUUCAAGUUCGGAAAUUUAUUUCAUGGUUGAUCUGUCAUAACAUUGAUGAUAGACCUUAUGCUCACGAAGCGUUGGCGAAUCCCUUUAUGGUCCAUGUAACAGAUUCUCUCAGGAGAAUUAUAUUACAAAAACCCCGUAUAUAGGAAAGUGCGUUUCC
This is a messenger RNA of Paramuricea clavata, 4173 nucleotides long. Lineage: Eukaryota; Metazoa; Cnidaria; Anthozoa; Malacalcyonacea; Plexauridae. The record is from the annotation of a GenBank genome assembly.